AUGCCAAAGUUCAAGUGUUUACAGAAAAAACAAAACUCAGAUCAAUUAAUAUCUGAUUCUCAAGGUGCGAAAUCAACACAUUCAUUUCUCCAAUCAACAUCAAGUCUGCCACCACAUCAGACCACAUCAUUUCUGGCCACAACACAUUCAGUCCCACUAUUUCAGCCGACAUUGCAGGCGCCUCCAAUAUUUCAGCCUGUAUCACAGUCAUCUCAAUCAGUUGACUCGGCAUCACAUUCAGCUACGAUGGAUCAACUUAUGUCACAACUGGCUCCGACAGCUUAUCCUACAUCACAACCAUCUCAUUUAGUUCACUCGACAUCACAUCCGGCUUCAACAGAACAAGACUCGUCACAACAAGUUCCAACAGUUCAAGCUCUAUUCAAAAAGUGUAUUGGGCGUGAAUCACAGUCAUAUUGGACUGUAGAAGCAAUAGAUUCAGAAAACAAUGUCAAACGGCUCAAAGUAAAAAAAACAGAUGUGCUUAAUUUAUCAGUUGAUGAACUUAUUGUGGUUAAUUUUGAUUACCUAAAUGAACCAUUUGGAGAGGCUCGUAGCCUUCUUUCAGACUUUUGUGGAAUUUUAGCAUGUGAUUGCUCUUUAUUUCCAAUCAACUUUGAGAAGUGGUCGAGUGUGCCUAUGUCAUACUUAAAUCGUGUCUUCGAUCAAAUUAUAAAGCCCAAGUUCUCCUUUAAGACAACAGAGUCAAAUGCGCGGCAACAUAUUUAUAAAUCUAUUGGAAAGAAGUGGGCUGCAAAUAAGAACAACUUGUGGAAGUUAGUCGAAGACCCACUUAAAAGUAAGGUUGAGAUUAUUGAUAAUGUGCCAGAUGGAAUUCCACGAGAUCAAUGGAUUUCUUUGUUGAUUACCAAUAUAAAGAUUCAACAAAGGAAAUGCGUAGAAGAAAUACUGAAAAUCGGAAAAAACAGACAAUUCCACACACAGGUGGCUGAAACAGGACAAAGACCUGGACGAGCACAAAUAUAUAUUGCUACUCAUAAAAAUAAAGAUGGAGUAUAUGUUAAUGAAGCUGCAAAAGAAAUAUGUGAAAAAAUUGAGCUAACUUUGAGCCAAAGUACCAUGGAUGAGUCUCAAAUUUCGCCAAAUGAUGCUGUUGGUAAGGUUUUAGGAAAAGAACACUCUGGAAGGGUUAGAUGUUUGGGAUUAGGAGUUGUCCCCAGUAAAAUUUUUAAACAAGUAAGACCGCGUUUUGGUGGUGCAAGUGUGUAA
This is a messenger RNA of Solanum tuberosum (potato), 1230 nucleotides long. RefSeq lists its product as uncharacterized. The transcript is spliced from 6 exons. The coding region runs from base 1 to 1230 and encodes 409 amino acids. Lineage: Eukaryota; Viridiplantae; Streptophyta; Magnoliopsida; Solanales; Solanaceae. The record is from RefSeq and is a predicted model, not a curated record.